AUGGAGUCAUAAUUUUCUAGAAUAGUUUUAUAAAAGCUCUUGCCUAUUUUACUUUUAGUUUAUCCGACUAUUGAAAUAACUAUGUAUAGUGCACAUUGCUUCACUCAAGUUAAUUAAUUAAUUAAUUCGAAUUAAUCUUUCCACCUCCACAUAAGUAUAUCCUUCUCUUAAUCUCGGAAAAAUCAGGGAGGACAGUUAGAUUACUACAGCAGAGAAAUCAGGGAGGACAAUUUGAUUAUGUCACCACAAUGGCAGAAAUUUUUACCUGAUUAGGUAAUCUAAAUUUUUUAAGUUUAGAAGGAACAUAAAAGGAAUGCUUUGAUCUAACAAGAGGCAGGCAUCUGCAAGUAAGGACCAGAUUUUUUAGCCUUUUUUUGUACUAGGAUGCCAGUUCCUUACCCAAAAGUGCUUAGGGACUUGCGAAAAUAAUUAGGGCAGUAUUACUAAAUAGGUUGGAGAAAUAUAUAAUACCAAAUAAUGCUGAUUAUUGCGGCGCAAAUUUAAUAUCACAUCAAAAAUGAGAUGCCGAGUGCUUAUUUCUUAAUAGUAUAUUAUCAUUAAACACUAUCUAUUUUGAUAAAGUUCAGUUAAAUAUUGAGAUGA
This is a messenger RNA of Paramecium octaurelia, 603 nucleotides long. NCBI's taxonomy places the organism in Eukaryota, Ciliophora, Oligohymenophorea, Peniculida, Parameciidae. The record is from the annotation of a GenBank genome assembly.